GUGCUGGAUGCCUGACAUGCCCGAUUGCCCUGGCAGCCGCUACGAGAGCGACUUCCCCGGAGUCAAGUAUGGCAUCUACGUGCCGAACGGCCCGCUGGUGGCCUGGCCCCGCUUCGCCAACUGCUCCGAGUGGGGCUGCAACACCGGCGGCUGGCCGGAGCCGGAGCAGGAGCAGGCCGAGAU
This is a messenger RNA of Effrenium voratum, 183 nucleotides long. NCBI's taxonomy places the organism in Eukaryota, Dinophyceae, Suessiales, Symbiodiniaceae. The record is from the annotation of a GenBank genome assembly.